CCGCGUCCUUUGGUUUCAGCAGCUUUCUUUUCCCUCUUAUCUCCACUUUUGUCCCACGUCACUGCUAUAAGAGUGGGCUGCAGCCCAGCAGUGGGCUUCAGUGGGUUUCUCUGCCUGAAGUCAUGACUCUGACGACACCUCUGCUGCUGCUGCUCACAGCCUGCCUGGCAUGUGGCGCCCUGCCGCCCAAAGCCAUGUGGCACUUUGGGAAGAUGAUCGUGUGCGCCCAGCCGGGCGUCAACCCGCUGAGGUACAACAACUACGGCUGCUGGUGUGGCUUCGGUGGACAGGGGACUCCUCGGGACGACUUGGACCAGUGCUGUAAACUCCACGACCACUGCUACGAAGCCAGCAGGAAGAUACCCGGGUGCUCGGGGGUCGCCGACCUUCCCUACGUCAUCGACUACGACUUCACCUGCUCCAACCGGCAGGUGGCGUGUUCGGCGACCAACGACCAGUGCCAGGCUGCUGUGUGCGAGUGUGACCGCGUGGCGGCUCACUGCUUCGCCCGGAACACGUACAACCCAGAGAACAAGAACCUGGACCCAGACGUCCACUGCGGUCAAUGACUGUCCCUGUACUGACUAAUAAACCAGUUCGAAUCUCAAA
Messenger RNA from Cynoglossus semilaevis (tongue sole), 609 nucleotides. Its product is annotated as phospholipase A2-like. Gene Ontology annotation, biological process: arachidonate secretion; lipid catabolic process; phospholipid metabolic process. The record is from RefSeq and is a predicted model, not a curated record. The transcript is spliced from 4 exons. Lineage: Eukaryota; Metazoa; Chordata; Actinopteri; Pleuronectiformes; Cynoglossidae. Gene Ontology annotation, molecular function: calcium ion binding; phospholipid binding. Bases 123 to 569 code for a protein of 148 amino acids.